Coregonus sp. 'balchen' is the source of this 885-nucleotide messenger RNA. The record is from the annotation of a GenBank genome assembly. Lineage: Eukaryota; Metazoa; Chordata; Actinopteri; Salmoniformes; Salmonidae.
AUGGUAAUAGCAGCUAGCUUGAUUGAACACUGUUGUAACGCUAAUAGCAUCUAGCCUCAUUGAACACUGUUGUAACGCUAAUAGCAGCUAGCCUGAUUGAACACUAUUGUAACGCUAAUAGCAGCUAGCUUGAUUGAACACUGUUGUAACGCUAAUAGCAGCUAGCUUCAUUGAACACUGUUGUAAUGCUAAUAGCAGCUAGCUUCAUUGAACACUGUUGUAGCGCUAAUAGCAGCUAGCUUGAUUGAACACUGUUGUAACGCUAAUAGCAGCUAGCUUGAUUAAACACUGUUGUAAUGCUAAUAGCAGCUAGCUUGAUUAAACACUGUUGUAACGCUAAUAGCAUCUAGCCUCAUUGAACACUGUUCUAACGCUAAUAGCAGCUAGCUUGAUUAAAAACUGUUUUAACGCUAAUAGCAGCUAGCUUGAUUAAAAACUGUUUUAACGCUAAUAGCAUCUAGCCUCAUUGAACACUGUUGUUAAAUAGCUGUUGUUAAUAGCAGGUAUGGGGCAGUCUCAGUCUGGUGCUAAAACUCUCACAGAAGCACUCACAUGUUAUUUGAUAGUGGUCAUUGGUUAAAGUUCAGUCUUUAUUUUUCAACCUCUGUCUCUCUCUCUAUCUCUCUCUCUCUCUCUCUCUCUCUCUCUCUCUGUCUCUCGCUCUCUCUCCAGGACUCGUGUGAGAUGGCCCCCCCCACACCCCCAGAGGAAGUUGACCCCUCCCCUCGCAGGAAACGUGGCCGGCGGAAAAUGGAGCCUCUGGAGCCGAAGGAACCUAACAUGGAGGCAAGGACUCCACUUAGCUGGUCUGCAGCGUGCCUGUAUAAUAAUAAGAUGGUCAUUCAGCAAAGACAGACAGGCAGACAGAGAGACAGACAAAACUAG